Betta splendens (Siamese fighting fish) is the source of this 1682-nucleotide messenger RNA. It is a transcript of the gene asah1b, whose product is annotated as N-acylsphingosine amidohydrolase (acid ceramidase) 1b. NCBI's taxonomy places the organism in Eukaryota, Metazoa, Chordata, Actinopteri, Anabantiformes, Osphronemidae. Gene Ontology annotation, cellular component: lysosome. The transcript has 14 exons. The record is from RefSeq and is a predicted model, not a curated record. Gene Ontology annotation, molecular function: fatty acid amide hydrolase activity; N-acylsphingosine amidohydrolase activity. Gene Ontology annotation, biological process: fatty acid metabolic process. Bases 116 to 1294 code for a protein of 392 amino acids.
UAAUAACAGUGAGCCGCCAUCACGAGAUAAACAGUAGCAGCUUCCGCAGUAAACUUCGCCUUAUAAAACGACCCAGCGCUGUUCUAUGUUGUUGUUUGCCUGAAAUCCUCCGAAAAUGGCUCCGUGGGUUUCUCUGGCUGUGGCGGCUUUACUGUCCGUCUCCGCGGCGCAGUUUAUACCACCAUACACAGAAGACUGUCGGACAGACAUGUAUCCGCCAAACGGCCCCACGUUCAGAGGAGCGGUCAGCUGGUACACAGUGGACCUGGACCUGCCGCCCAGCAAGAGAUGGACGGCUGUGAUCACUGCCAAGAAGACAGAUCUCGUCAACAUGAUUCAGGCCAUCAAAGAUUUAGCUAAUGCUUUUGUGCCCAGUGGAAAGCUGAUAGAGCUGGUUGACAUUACACUGCCUUUAAUGGUGGACACGCUCCCCAGCCCGUUCGGUGAGGAAAUUAAAGGCAUUGCCACGGUUUCAGGGGUUCCUCUUGGGGAAGUUGUCUUGUUCAACAUCUUCUAUGAGGUGUUCACUGUGUGCACAUCGAUUGUUGCACAAGACAGUAAAGGGACCCUUUAUCAUGGCAGGAAUCUGGAUUUCGGUUUAUUUUUGGGCUGGGAUGUGAAAAACAAAUCCUGGAUCAUUGCUGAGAAGCUGAAGCCUCUGGUGGUCAACCUCGACUUCCAGAGAAAAAACCAGACGGUCUUCAAGUCCACAAACUUUGCUGGAUACGUUGGCAUGCUGACUGGCAUCAAACCCCACACAUUUAGUCUGACUAUGAAUGAGCGCUUCAGCCUCAAUGGAGGAUACAUUGGAAUUCUGGAGUGGAUCCUGGGACAGAGGGAUGGAAUGUGGAUGAGUUUCCUCACUCGCUCUGUGUUAGAAAAGGCCAGCAGCUAUGAGGAGGCCAAGAAACUCCUGGCUCAGACCAAGCUGCUGGCUCCAGCGUAUUUCAUCCUGGGAGGAAACCAUUCGGGCCAGGGCUGCGUCAUCACCAGGUCCAGAGAGCUCAGCAUUAAUAUCCUGGAGAUUGACCUGAAACAAGGCCGAUGGUACGUCCUGGAGACAAACUACGACCACUGGAAGGAGCCCUUUUUCCUGGACGAUCGCAGGACUCCUGCCAUGAAGUGUAUGAACCAGACCACACAGGCGAACAUCUCUGUAAAGACCAUGUAUGAUGUGCUCUCAACCAAACCAGUGUUAAAUAAGUUGACCACAUACACAACACUGAUGCAAGUGUCUGAAGGCAAACUGGAGUCAUUUAUCCGUGACUGCCCGGACCCAUGCAUGCCCUGGUGAUCCUGUGAAGCCUGAUUGCUUUUCAAAGGCCUUUUGGAACAACACGUCCGAUUAUUCCAUUAAGAUACUAACUACCUGAACCAAAGUUUGCCUCUACUGCUUUGACAAUGCUGAAUCCCACUGACCUAGAUCAAAGUGAUUCAAACCUGUGACUGUUUUGAUUUUACAGCCCUGUAUUAAUUGCAGGCAGAUCUCGACUUGGAUGUAGGAACCCCUGAAAUCAAUGCUCCUGUACAUAAUGUAAUACAUUUUCCCAAUUACCUCUUUGUGACUACUACAUACAAGUGGCAGAAGUCCAGCUUUACUUGGUUUAAGACUAAACCUUUAAGAUUUUGUUUAAGAAUAACUGUAAAUGUCUGAACCAUUAUUAAAAAAAAUUACAAUUUCA